AAAACCUUCCCCUUUGUCUGAACUGUGGGUCGCUUCUUUGCGAUCGUCCGAGUCCGGCGUCGCCUUGCGCGCCCUGGAGUUGGUGGCGCGCUCCGGCGCGUGCGAAGCCGGUGCUUCCCUCCCCCGCGACACGCUUCUGGCGCUGCUUUGCUUGCGAUCCCCCCCUUCCUCGACCACCCCAAAUUGCGGUGGCCCCUCCGAUCCUUGCCUCUAGUAGGGAUCUGCCGCUCCUCGGCCCCCCAUAAAGGCCGGUCCCCAGCUGCGGGCGCAUGAGAGGCGAUCUCUCCAAAAGGGACAGGAGCCCGGGGAUUUAGAAAGCCGCGUCUCGGGGGGGCCAUGGCCGGCCGCAGAGCAGUGCCCCCGUCGCUGUGGUCCGGGAACGAGCGGCUGAGGAUCGGGGAGCGCCUCCAAGCCAGCCUGGCCGGGAUCUUCGAGCUGGAUCUCCUGCGGGAGACACAAAGGGAGACGGUGGAACGCGCUCUGGAAGGGAGCCGGAGAGAUGGCGAGACGCAACAGGUGUGUGUGUGUGAAAGAGGGAGAGAGAUCUGAAGGGAGGGGGGAGGAAAUGGUGGGGAAAGUUUGCUUAAAAUGCCCUUUAACUGCCUUUUGCACCAAAGAGUUCAGGGCGGUCUACAAAAAUGAGAAUCCACUAAUUCACAUAACUUGCGAUUCAAAGCCGGCCGAUGGGUACAACAAAGUGCAACAUUAAAAAAAAAAAAUUUGCCAAAACUUUAAAAAAGGAAGAAAGAAUAGGGUGCAUAUCUUAGAACAAAAGGAAAGCUAUGCCAGACUCCUAAAUGCUCGCUGCUAGGCAUGCUUACUCAGGAGUAAACUUACAGGCUGGGGUAGAUAAGGCCAGGAGGGGCUUAGCUUGCUAGGUUUCCAGUGCAGGCUUUUAAACUGAUCUACCCUAAGCCAGUGUGCAAAGGAUUGCAAUCAGAUAGCCCCAUCCCAGGCUAUCCAUUAUAUAUAAUUAUACUGUAUGCAUUAUAUAUAAUUAUACCACAUGUGCCUCAAGGUAUGUAAUCUGUUGUAGUUGACCCGUUGCAGAGCUACAAUUCCCAGCCCAGCACCCUUAAACUACAAUUCCAAGUAUUCUGGGGGGAGGACUGCUGUAAAGGUAUGAUGUGUUUGCAGCCAGAGUCCCACUCAGUUCAAAGGCAUUUCUGUAUCUGAUUGCAAUGCUGCAGUCCUGCGCACACUUAACUUAGGGGGAAAUGUACCAAGUCGGAGCGUUAGUCUGCAUUGUAAACACUGUCAAGCAGCGGCUUAGGGUGUGUGUGUGUUCAAGUGGGGAGUGAAGGGGCAGGAUAGCUCAGUCAGUAGAGCAUGAGACUCUUAGUUUGAGGGUUGUGGGUUUGAGCUUUGUGUUGGGCAAAAGAUUUGUGCAUUGCAGGGGUUUUGACUGGAUGACCCUUGCAGCCCCUUCCAAUUCUGAUUCUGCAAGAUGCUCUUAUUGCCGAACUACGACAUUUCCCCCACUAAACAGGGCUUUACAGGGUUUGUUUUAAAAGGCUGUUUACGACGAGCUCAUUGCCAGACUUGCUUUUUUAUUACAUUUUGUCUGUUUUGACACACGUGGUAAGGCAGUUUAGGUAUUUUCUGGAAAGGCAAAGUGUAAAUGAUAAAUUGCACACAGUGAGACUUGCGUCUGAGUAGACAAAAUGUGGGCCUUUGGUGUGAUCCAGGGAGGCACUUCUGUGAUGGGUUGUGCCUUGACUCUUCAGCCAUUCACAGCGGGUAAAAUGCAUUCGAGUAAAGUUGGCUUUCUAGUUUUGAGGUGGGGGGAGUAGCUUGCUUGCUGGUUGUUGGGCAGUGAUACCUUUCGGGGGAAGACUUUGGGGUGGGGUGAGCAGGAGGGGCCCCAAACAAAGUAGAGCACCCCCAUUUUUAAAAUUAGCUUUUAUAUAACAACAACCAAUAGCAGAAUGAAUGUAUAAAAACACACACACACACAACAUAUAAACAAGUAAAUCCGAAGUAUUCCACACAUUUCCAAACAAUGUACCGGUAAAUAACACAAGUGAAAAUACUGAAAUUAUCCUCUCUCCAGAACUAGCCAUGUGCGUGAGGAGGUUUCCUUGCUUGAUUGGAACAUAUUGAAUAUAGGGAAAUCAAUCAAUAAAUUGGCAAAGGAUCCUUUUCUGAUCGACCUCGAGGCUUCUCAAACACACUGGUAAAUUUUUCAGAAAUGUAGCCCAUUUUGAAGAAAGUGAAAUCAUCAGACCUAAAGAAGCCCUGUAUCCAUUAUGUUUAGAGCAGGCACCCCCAACCUGUGGCCCUCCAGAUGUUUUGGCCUACAACUCCCAUGAUCCCUAGUUAACAGGACCAGUGGUCAGGGGUGAUGGGAAUUGUAGUCCAAAACAUCUGGAGGGCCGAAGGUUGGGGAUGCCUGGUUUAGAGUCUAAAGCUGCUUGGCUGCACCACUGUUGUAAGGAUUUUUAGAAAGAGCUUUGGGCCUAGGGGGGGUCUGAUACAGAAAUGCACUUCUGUGUGUUGUUGCUUAAAGGACAUACUUGAGACCACUUCAGGAAAAGUAACUUAUGCCUUAAUUUGGGGGUGGGUCAGCAACCUGCUGGGGGCCCCCCAUGAGGUGUGGGUGGGGCUACAGGAAAGUCAGAGGUUUCUGCAUCCAGCUCCUCUUCAGGUAAGCAGGAGGCAUUAUCACAGUUGGGAGACCCAUUCCAGUCAGGCACAGAUGCUCAAGGAGCACCCAGCCCAGGGCUGGUGAAGGACAUGGAAGAGUCCCAAGGGCCAGACAGAGAGGCCUAGAGGGCCGGCCCCCCAUGCAUCAAGUUCCCAACCCUUACCUUAGCUGAAAGAGAUCCAAAGUGUGCCUUGCUGGUUUCAUUUGAAAACCUGUCAGUUGACUACAAGAAAUCUAGUUUUUUAUUAAAAAAAUGUUAGCCUGUUUAAGAACCCUGGGAUAGCUCAGCUGAUAGAGCAUGAGACCCUUAAUCUCAGAGUCAUGGGUUUGAGCCUCAUGUUGGGCAAAAUAUUCCUGCAUUUCAGGGGGUUGGACUAGUUGACUCUCGCGGUCUACAGUUCUAUGAUUCUAUGUUGGGCAUAGAGACGUGGUGGUUGUUUAUAAAGAAGAGAACAGUCUAACUUCAGCUGGCAACACCUGUUCAUUGCUUGGAGCUUUUUGCAGGGAAACAUAUUCCAAAUAAUGAUUUAGAGAUUUAUGGUACUUUGCCGAGUUAAAAAACAAAACCUGAGGAAGAGUGGUCCCUGCCCUGAGGAGCUUGGGAAGUCAGCAGUUGGGGUAGGGUGUAUGUCUUGGGGGAUAACGGGAGUGGGGUUGAUUUGGAGACAGAAAGAUUUGGUUUGUACGGUCCAGGUGCCCUGACCUCAGGGAAGCCUGGAUUCAGAAGGGCUGUGGCAGAAACUAGGAAGAUCAGGCAGGUGUGUGAGCUUGGGGAAGUAAAUAAGUAAGGCUUGCCGACGUGGCAGAUGUUUAAUGAAUGUAGGAGAGGAGCUCUUGAAUAGAGGAACAAGAAGAGAGGGUGGUAGUCUGGGAAGGUUGAAGGAAUGGGAACUAUAGGAGCAAUGCGUUCAAAUGACGAGAAGGGGAGAGUCUGUGGCGACGUUUCUGGAAAAUGGCGUGAUUCUGGCAGGACCCCACGUCUUGUGUGCUGAAUCUUGCACAGGGCAGAAUGUUUACACCAAAUAUGUGCAAGGUCACACUCUUGCAUGUUUGUCUGGAAUAGCGCCCAGGUUCUGUUGUUGCAACCACACACGUGUUUUGGAAUCCGCCCAUCAGUAUCCACCUGUAAUGGUGGCGUCGGCAGCAAGGAAUCCACUGUUUAUAUCCUGAAUGGCUAAGCAGGUGGGGGGGGUGUUAUUUUUUGCUUUUCUGCGAUUCAUCCUUCCUUGUUCUGAAAGAAUUUGCUAGCGGGGGGGGGGGGGGAAUUGCUGCAUCGAAACUCGGACAGCUGGGCCACUGAGGAAGCAGUUGUUAUUAACUGACCAACAAAGGCUGGCGUGUUGCUUGAAAGUUUGCAUGCUCCUCUUCUGGAUUUUCCCUGUAUGGAGUUGCCCUACCAGUUUUGCAUCAAAGACGUACUCAGUAACUAGCUUCCCGUUUUAUAUUGCGUACAAAAAGGUUUCUGCCGAAUUGUUAGCUCUGCUUUUUCUCUCUGGUCUGGGCAAGGUGUUUUGGGAAGCUUUUGGCAAUUUUGGCAAAUUAAUGAAUUUUGGUAAAUUAGCAGCUUGCCAGCACAGAGCACCUUGACAUUGGUCUGAUGAAGUGUUCUGCCUCUCCUGAAAGCUUGCACAAGCUGAGACUACAGCCUGUUGAUGAGGCAUCUGUAUGUAUAAAUAUGCCGGGAAAUGUCACUUUCAUUUUCUGACUGUUCUCUCUCUCUUGAAUCAUCCUUGCUAUUCAUCCUUGUCCGCAUUCCACAUCAUGUUUUGGUGACUACCAUAGACUGUGAACUGGGAUCCUUGUUCAGAAUUGCCUAUUGUAAGUGCAAAAUUAGGAAGCUGGUGCUCCUUCUGGGAUGAAUUAAAUUGGAUAACACAGGCAGCUGUGAUAGACCAGGACAUAGUUUUUUCCAUCUAGUCCAGUGUUUUCCCAAACUUGGGUCUCCAGCUGUUUUUGGACUAUAACUCCCAUCAUUCCUAGUUAGCAGGACCGGUGGUCAAGGAUGAUGGGAAUUGUAGUUCAAAACCAGAUGGAGGCCCAAGUUUGGGAAACACUGCUCUAGUAAUUUUAUUUUAUUUAUUAUUUAUUUUAUAUACCGCCCUUCAUCGUAAGAUCUUGGUGUGGUUCACAAGAUAAAAAUAUAGGAUAAAGGCACAAAGAAAUAGUUAAGACAAAAGCAUAUCAAAGCAAUAAUCCUCUCUCCCACAAUAAACUACACUUGCCUGCUCUGAUUGAUGGCAGCUCAAGAGUACAAGGACAAGAGUGUCAUCUUGCAGACAGAGCAGGAGACUGUUGGUACCGAGGCCACAUGCUCACCAUGAAUUCAAAGCAGUCUUAGACCACUUUAACAGCUAUGGUUUCCACAAAGAAUCCUGAGGAAUGUAAUUUAAGGGUGCUGGGAAAUGUAGUUCUGUGGGGGAUUUCCUAAUGCAGGCAAGGGCAAACUUGGCCCUCCAGCUGUUUUGGGACUACAACUCCCAUCAUCCCUAGCUAACAGGACCAGUGGUCAGGGAUGAUGGGAAUUGUAGUCCUAAAACAGCUGGAGGGCCAGGUUUGGCCAUGCCUGUCCUAAUGACUCUCAGCAUACUUAACAAACUACACUUCCCAGAAUUCUUGGGGUAGGAGGGGGACAAUGACUGUUAAAGUGGUACUGUAUUAGAAUUUGUCUGGUGUGGAUUUGCCCCUGCGAUAGUGCAUCUCGCAAGUCUCACCAAGAGGGUCAUUUGUUAUUAAAAUUAAAAAACAAACUGACUUCUGGGUGUUAGGAUGUGGUCAAAGCCUGCCUGCGUCUGGAGUGGAGUGCCUCCUUUGUAAAUGAGAUCUCUUUUCCUGCAGUCUCAGAAUAAAAUAAAAUAAUAAUUCAGGGAAUCUGGGCUAGAAACAGCACCGGCGAACCCCUUCCAGGCUCCUCUUUGUCUCAUGCCGGUAGCAGCUGUUGCUGCAGAGGUCCUCCCCGUGCUGGGAGUCCUGGCAGGUGGGGUUUGCCUUGUGGUUUGGCUCGCCAGCUGUGGGCGUAGGCCGGCCAUUCCCCCUGCAUGCGUAGGGUGGGGUGAGAGAGCACAGCAAAACAAAGCACCUGCUGUUCACGACAGUGACUUCCUGCUUGGCACAUCUGCCACCUGGAGGGAACAGUGUCUGUCCCUCUCCUCCAGCUUCCUUGUUUUUGCUCAGAUUUGUAGACCCGAACUACCUGACAAGAGUCUCGCUGAUGCACAAUUCUUCUUCCCAUCGCUCUGAAUUUCCAUUCUUUUCCUGCGUUCAGGAAGACCCUAAAUAUGCGUUGUCUCGCCCGCUGCAGAACCCUUGUGUGUCUCGCAGGGGAUUCUGGGUAGAGCAUGCGAAAUGCAUUCUGGGAAGGGCGCACAUGGUUCAAGCAAGGUGCUUGUGCUACAAUGAGCUUGCACUAAAGCAAAACCACUUCAUUGAAAAUCUAAUUGUCAGGAGUCAGCACUGCCUCCUCUGAGGGACAGAAGCUCUUUCCCAGUCCUGCUUCCUAGGGCUCUUCUAAGUGGAAAAGCCGGGAAUUGAACUUGGAAACCUCUGGAUGCAAAGCAGGCAUCCUCUUCAUUGAGCUGUGGCUCCUCCUAAGCAGCCCAUGUAGAGCUGACUCAUGUGAGAAACAAAAUCGCACACUGACUGCACAGCUUUUAGACUAUAGGUGGAGGGGUGUUGCCUGUUUAAAUUGGCACCUAUUACUACUAUUUUUUAAUUUCUUUAAAAAAAACAACUCCAGCUCCCUGAAGAGAAAACAUUUGGCAUAUCAGUACUGAGGCUGCUUCUUCCUGACAUGCUAUUUUAUUUAUAUUUUAAUAUCGGAGUCAGUUUUUUUUAAUAUGGAGGACCUAUUAUUAUUAUUAUCAUCAUUUCUGUAUUAAGAAGAAAUCAUAAAGCAUUUUGCAACUUACAUUAAAACAUCACAUAAAACAAUCCAGGAUUAAGCAUUGAUGAAGAGAGUAAAGUAUACAAUCAAAGCAACACGAUGAACAGGAAACUAAAAUAUUAUCUUAAAGAUUUCAAAAUGAAAUGUUACCAAAAAGGUCAACUACAGAAUGCACAUUUAAUGCGGCAAAGUUAACUUUUAAAAUGUUGUUAUUAUCAGGAACUGUUCGUACCCCCCAGGAGUUGUUUGCUCAGUAUCGUGGGUCCAGCUUUAUGGAACUCCAUUGCACUUGAAGUCAGACAAGGGCCCCUUCCCUGUUGAACUUUCAGUUGCUGCUGCUGAAGACUUUAAAAAAUAAUAAUAAUCCGCAGGCAUAAUAACUGAAUUCUGAUUUUAUAGCUCAAACUGAUUUUUAUCUUUAUCCUAUUGUUCAGAAACUUUUUACUAAGAGACAUUUGAAAUUCAGGGGUGUAUAAAUGGUCAAUAAUAAGUGAUUGCUUUCCACAUAGAUUCCAAGGCAGGGUAGAAAAUAAGAGUAAAAGCAGUUACGAAACAGCAGGGGAAGAAAUAACAGGAGAUGAGUUUAAAAGCGAUACAAAAUGGGAUGCCCAUGGCAGAGACUUCUUCAUUCAGCUGGGAAAGCUGCAGGCAUGUGUACAAACGAUGCUGCUUUUUUAUACUGACAUAUCCCCCAACACUUCUCCGAUGAAAAUAGAGACAUCCUUAGGAAAAGCAGGACGUUCUGGGAUCGAAUCAGAAACCGGGACGGCGUCUGUAAAUCCAUGACUGUCCCUAGAAAAUAGGGAACGUGGGACCUUCUUCAUGCAAAGCAGAUGCUCUGUGCACUUAGCUCUUCCAUAGACACAGCUUCUAUCUUUGCUCAAUGGUGUUGUGUGAAGAAGCCUUCUGUUUUUGUUUUAUUGGGGGUGGGGGGAGAGAGAGAGAAAUGCUAAUGGCUUGAAAGUUGAUUUGUCUUUCGAGCCCUCUUCUUUCUCCCUGCUGCAUGCCGACACACCCCUCUUAAACAGCUCGCUUUAUUUUAUGGGAGAACGAGCUCUUGGUCAAAUGGACAGAUGGCAGCCGCCUGCGGGGAGCUCCACCCGUGGCAGGGAGGGGCUGCCGUGUACGCCUAGUGACCUAAUCGUGGGCAAACAGCGUUAUCUUCCAGGCUAGGCGAGGAAGGGUGGCAUGUCAGCCGAGGGUGGCAUGAGAUCGGGCCUUUGGUCUGUCCAGCUCAGGAAUGUCUGCACUGGUUGGCAGAGGCUCUCCCCUGGGUUUGAGGCUGGGAGUCGUCGUCCUCCCCCCAUCCUACCUGGGGAUAACUAGGCCUGGGCCUGGCCUGCCAUGUUUUGCAAACUUGGGCCUCCUGCCUAGAAUUGAGGGCUGUAGUGAAGAUUGAUUAGAACUUUGCAUUUAUGUAUUUUUUUAUUAAAUGUUAUUAAAUGUUACCAAAAAAACGAAUAGGAAAAAGAAAUAGAAACAAUACAUAACCAUACAUAAAACAUUUAUCAAUACAAUUUUCGAGAAUGCAGACUAGAAAAGAAGAAAGACAAAAGAUAAAAGAAACAAGAAAAAGAAAAUACUUUUCAUAAUCAAUUAUUCCAAAUUCAUACUUCAAACAUUACAAUAUAUAAAUCCUAGUUAAAAUAUUAUUAAAGACUUCCACCGCAUUCACCACACGUCUCUUGGUUAACCAACAGAACUUUGCAUUUAUUUAUUAUUGCAUGUCUAUCCCACUUUUUUCUCCAAGGAGUUCUCCAUCUCAUUUAAUCCUCCCAACAACCCUGUGAGGUAGGUUUUGGCUGACCGGUGCAAGGUCACCCAGCAUGCUUCGUGGCUAAAUGGGGAUUUGAACCCUGGUCUCUUUCUCCCAAGCCCCAACACUCUAACCAGUAUGCCACACAGUAGUUUUUAAAAUACUGUUCUGGCUAUCAUCUGUCGGCCUCGGCUCUCCUUAUCUCUAAAGUGAGAACAACAUCGAUCCAGUUCACAAAGUUCUCAUGAAGGUAAACAAAAGACUUUUUAAAAAAAAGUAUAAGGCGGGUUUGCCUGUUUUAAGUCAUGCACAAAAAAAGGCUGACAUUUGCUCAAUGUGCAAAGAAGCGUUUUGUCCGCACAGCACGUUCUUAAUUUAUGGAAUGUGUUGCCGGAACAUGUGGUGGUAGAUACUGGCUUAGCUGGCUUUAAAAUCAAAAUAAAAGGAUUAGAAAACCAGAAAACCAGCGAAGGGCUCCGUCUGCCAUUGUCCUUUGGCCGGCAAAGACUGGAACCUCCAAGUGCAGGGGAAUAUAUCUCAGAUUAUCUAAUGGCAGGGAGAGACAGCAAGGGAAUGUAUUUGACUUCUUGCAUUGCUUGUGAGCUUCCCACAGAAGCACCUGGCUGGCCACUAUAGAAUUAGGAUUUGCUGGUUUAGAUGAACCUUGGGUCUGAUCGAACACUUUUUCUUACUAUUUUUAUUUUUUUAUUGCAUUUAUAUCCCGCUGCCUUCUCCAAGGAGCUCAAAGUGGCCUACAUGGUUUUCUCCCUUCUCGCUCAAUCCCCACAACAACCCUGUGAGGGAGGUUAGGCUGAGAGGAAAUGAAUGACCCCAAGAUCAUCCAGUGAGCUUUGUUGAAGAGUGGCGGGCCAAGUCCUAGUGAAACACUGCUCCAGUUGUUUGUGGGCUGCAACUCCCACAAGCCCCAGACUGCAUGACCAGUGACUGAGGUUCAUGGGAGUUGUAGUACAACAGCACCAGGCGUGCCACAGGUUUCACCUCAUCCCUGUGCUAUGUGUAAUAAUAAUAGUGUGGCAUUGGUUUUAAUGAGACUAUCAUAAUUUCACAAAAUUUAAGCUUUGGGAAACAGAAGUUUUUAUGGGCAGCUGUAGCUCUGACUGUUUUUGGGGGCUGCUAAAUUCUUAGCGAGAUAUUUCUUUUUAAAGAGCGGAUAAUCUUCUCCAGCACUUGAAAUUCACCAGGUGCAUUUUGCGACUGGCCACUUUUGACCAAGUGAUGAUACAUGGGCACCAUCGGCGCCUGACGUCUCCACCAUCUGGAGAUUCCUGCAUGGGGAUCCUUGAAUCCGGACUGUUUUCACACACUAAUACCCCAUCCUGUAGAAUUCUAUCCAUUAUAUUUUCUCUGCACAAUCAGAAUGAAUUUCAGGAACCAAAACGUUGUAUUGAAAAAUACGACUUUUGAGCCGUCUGGUCCAAAAAUGGCAACUAGACAUUUUGGUGACUGUAACUCUGGUUUAAGGAGCCAUUUGACGCCUAGUUUAUACAUCUCUGAGUUUCUCACACUGAUCUUAUAUCCCCACCCGAGCCCAUCUUCUCAGUUGCCUUUUUGGAAUAAUAAAUACAAUUCUAUAAUUGGUUAUUAUUCCUGGGUGAACUAUAUAAUCAAAAUGUUAUAGCAGUCUCAAAACAAGCAUUUGGGUUGUUUCUUUAUUAGUGAAUGUAAAAUUUCAAUUAAAAAAUGAUGUAAACACACAAAAGAGAGUUGUCUUUGCAACAGUUUCCUUCUUGAGAAUUACAAGCGUGUCUGGCCUUCACAGAGGUGUCAGGGCUGUUAUCAUCUGAGGCCUUUCUCUGUGUUCCUACUCCAAGGGAGGUCCAGAGGGUGGCAAAACCAAAGUGGGCCUUUUUAGUGGUGGCUCCCCACUUGUGGAAUGCUCACCCUGGGGAGGCUCGCCUGGUGCCAUCUUAACAUAUCUUUUUCGCUAGGUUUUUGGCUUCUAAUCACUUGUAACCUCCUUGAGCUGGCGGGAUGUUUUAAACCCACCUUCUGAAAGCAGGACUGCCGUUUGGAUUUUGUCUUUGUUUUCUCUUACGCUGGUUUCAAUGUGUGCAUUUGUAUAAUAUCAGUCACAUUAACUUGAUUUUUUUGGGGAAAAGAGGCAGAUUUGAUGCAGAAAACAAAACAUUGCAUCUCGCUGCACUGACGGGGCGGAUUUGGGGGUGGUAAUGAAUUAAUGUGGACAAAUGGCAGCCCCAACCUGGGCCCUGUUAGCUUGGGGGCCCAAGCCCAGAGGAACGGCUGCUUCCCUCUGCCAGCCACACACGCCAUGCACCCGCCACAUGGCACGUGCGUCCGGCCGUCUCGCUUGCCAUUUCAAUAGGUAGCCAGGAGGCCCCAAGACAAUGGCGACAGCUGCCUGGCUUUAGGAGAAGAAAGAGGAGGAGGAUAGACCAUUCCCCUUCUCCUGUUCAUGUUUCAUUCCUGCUGGCUCAGCAAAUGGGACUCUUCCCCGCUCCCCCUUUCCUUGCGUGAAGCAGCUGUCUUAACUGUUGUGGGGUGGGGAGGGGGGAAACUCUGUAGGCAUGUUGCAACUUUUACCCCUCCAACGCCCCACGGAGAUCAAUAAAUCUUGGAAUCUGGCCCAGGUGCAGUCUGGAGGGACAGGCAGGGUGGGUUAGGAGAUAAGCCGCAGCAUGUUUGCUUCCUCUUGGCUUUCUGCACCGGUUAAUACCUUCAGUUUUGGAGUCAGGCCUUGCUGUCAGCCUGCCUUAGGAACCUAAGAUUUGGAUGGGACCCCCCCAAGGGGUCAUCUGGUCCAAUUCCCUGCAGCGCAGGAGUUGCAGAUGAAAAAUCCCUGACAGGUGGCCAUCCAAAUGUGCACACUGCAAAUAAAACGCCUUAAGGGUUUACAGAGAACUGUGUAGGGUGCCAGCCAGCCAUGCCCCAUUUCAGGAUACUCCAUUCCAUUGUUCACCCUGCCCAGCUUCACCCAGUGAGCUUUGUUGCUGAGUGGAUAUUCUGUGUCCAGCUGAGCAUUCUCAGCUGCCUUUUAAGCUACUUUGGGGUUUUCCCCCUUCCCCUAGGGUGCUUUUUUAUCUAAAGAUUUGUUUGUACUUUGAGAAACCUUGGGGUUUCCCCAAGCCUGCUGCUAUCUGUCUCUCCCCCCCCUUUUUUUUUUGCAAAAUUCACACUUUUUUGACUACGUAAGCAUUAGCGGAUAGCGAAUGAGUUUACUCUAAGUAUAGUAUAGGGUUCAGUCCCUGCCAUAGAUGGGCCCAUAGUCUGAUUUGCUGUAGGACAACUUCUUAUACAGGUGGCAGCCAUUUUGUGUGUGGGUUCUGUACCUGGCCCCUGAACGUGUUGGCGGCGCGCGCAUAAGCCCGCCACAUUCUGCCCCUGCUCCGCCCUCCUCCAGAUCCAAAAGAACCCAUUUGUCGGCUGUCGCGCGUCAAUCGGACACGCACAAAAUGGUUGCCGCCUGUAUUCCUAUGAGACCGCUUUAAACAGUCAUGGCUUCUCCCCAAAGAAUCCUGGGAACUGGAGCUGGUUGAGAGUUGUUAAGAGCCCCCAAUUCUCCUCACUGAGCUCUGAUUUGAUCCUGCGAAGACUGUGAGAGGAACAGGGGCUUCCUACCAACUCUCAGCACCCUUAAUAAACGGCACUUCCCAGAAUUAUUUGGGGGAAGCCAUGAUUCUCUCUAGCGGUAGCAUAGAGGGUGACUGGCGAGGAAGAUUGGACUCUGUUAUCGCAGGCCUGCUGUCGUGUGGUGGUGGAGGGAGACGUUCCAGCGAGGGGCCCCCGAAAAGCCUGAGGGUGGUUAGCUGGCUUUUGCAAAAUGGGAUUAGACAAAUCCAAUGAAGGGGCACAUCUGUCAGUCGCAAGAUAAAAGCAUCAGAAACCUCUGUGUACAGAGCGUGGGGCUCCUUCCUUCUAUUUCCGCUCUCUGGGAGAAGAGUUCCAUUCCUUCCUAGCGAAAAAUUACCACCGCACAAAAGAGAAUGAUCAACCUUGAGGUUUACAAAUGCGUAAAAAUAUUUAAGGGAGAGACCCUUAAAUGUGGGGGGAACAGGCAACGAUAGACCCUCGAGGGCUCGGCUGGAUGGGGGCAGGACUGAAACCCAGGUGGACAGGAGAAUGGGAUGGCUGAAGGAAGUGGUGCGAAGAAUGAGGUUCCGUUCUGCAUUUUUCAUAGUUAUCCUGGAUAGGUAGUUAUCCUGGCUCACACCUGCAGACAGAAGCGGGUGUUGCUCAUAGACAUCGGUGGAGAAAUCCAAGAGCCCAGUGUUGCCUAGUGGUUAGAGUGUCGGACUAGGACUUUUUAGAGAGACCAGAGUUCGAAUCCCCACUCAGCCAUGAAGCUCACUGGGUGACCUUGAGCCAGGGCCUAACCCAACCUCACAGGAGAAAAUGUGGAGGAUUGUACCGCCGACCUUCUGAUGGCAAGCCCAAGAGGCUCAGUGGUUUACACCACAGCGCCACCCGUGUCCCUCACAUAUCUGGGUAGGCAUGCCUAAAUUUUAAAAAUACAGUACAACAAAGAUGUCUGCCUAAUGUCAGUGGGCAGGGAGUUCCAGGUUGCAGGUGCUGCCAUGCUGGAAGAUUGAUACCUUAUGAGUGUGGAAUGGAGAUCAUGUGGCACUUGCGAAAGAGCCAGCUGCGCAAAUUGAAGUGGUCAAGUGGGCAUAUAUGAUAAUAGCAAAACUUUGAGUUUGGCCUGAUAAAAAAUCAGCAGCCGUUUCCUUUUUCCUCUGCUGUUCCGUCUCACAAAACCCUUGCUUGUUUUUCCCCCCUGCAAAAAACAGGAGGACCAAAGCAGCCUGGGCGAUAACCGACUGCCCACCACCACUAAGCUGGACCGGAGCAAAUCUGAGGACCUGCUGGGGACCCCAAAGGAGCCUCGCACCUACAGCUCAUCAGAGAACAUUGAGGCAGACCCCGGGGUGCUCCGUGCUCACAUGGGGGACGGAUCAGAGAAGGGAUGCCUUGGGUUGCGGAUGGUCAGCGAGCAACUCCUUUCCUCCAAGAAAGCUGGAGUCAGUGGGGGAGAUACCCAAGAAAUCUUGGAGGCAGACUCCAGGCCCAGCUCAGGUAUGCCUGCUCCAGGUUCAGCGGGGAGGAAUCUACCUGCCUGGUGAAUUGUUUGAUUUAUUUGUAUUGUAAAUUUAACAGGAAAAAAGAAAGAAAAUGCAGGCAGCUGGCUCACAUCAGCAAUAAGAAUUGUCCCUCAGUUCUGAUUUAAAUGUUUAUAUUAAUAUAGGCAGUUCAUGUGUCCAAAUGGAUAUCCAAACAAGACUGAUGAAUGCAAUAUAUAUGUUCAAAUGUAGAAAGGGCAGUUGAUUAGAGCAUGGUGCUUAUAAUAAUCUAUGAACCUUUUAGUCUCGAGGUAUAAAGGUUAUAUUCAGUUAGUAGGCCCAUUGAAUUUAAUGAACAUGUUAAUCAUGUUUGUUAACUUCUGUAGUUCUGCUCUGAGUAGAAAUAGUUUUUGGACACAACCCGAAGUCUCUGCAACCAGAAGGGUUUGCAGGAUCCACUUCCAUUGUCCAUCUGUUAAGUCCUUGCACCAGAGCAAUGGAAUGGAAAAGUGGGUGGAUGUCUGAAAAUAUUAAGGAUUUUUCCGAAACAAAGCUAACACAAACAAUAUGUUCUGACCAAAAAGAAGACACCCUCCACUAGACACAGCCACAACAUGCACCUCAAAGAUUCAUUUAUGAGCAUUGCAUCCCUAUAUCUCCACAAAUACUUCGCUUCCUAGUCUCACAGGUUGCAAUCCCUACGACACACCGGUCCUUCUCCCAGAAAACAUCUGAUCCCCUUUCUUUAAAUCCGAUUAAACGUCCGUCCGGAGUGCUGCACUAUCUAAUUUUUAUUGAAAACGUAAAAGACAAGGCUGCAAACAAUAAAUAACAAACACAUAGGAGAAAUGCCCAGAAUUGCAGCAAAGUAAAAAUAAAUAAAAUAUAGAACAAAAAUCAGGGGUCAGUCUGAUUUGUUCUGCCUCUCUUCCCAAGUUUCAUAGUGUGCAGCAUAGAGUUCCCAAGAUACCAGUCACUGAUCUUGAGUGUCAAAACUUUUAGCUAUUAAGAGAUCCACAAAUGUGUAUUUCUGGCUGGCGUAUUUGAGCCCUCCGCUCCCACAUGUAUAUAUUUAAUAACAUCAAACUAGACUGGAUAAACUGUGGCUUUUCUUGAUUUCCCUCUGUGUAAACAAGACUUUUUGUGUUUGCUUUUUUGACAUGUGGCCAGAUUUUUGCCACCUCAAAUUUCCACCACGGCCAGAGCACUGCAUCUUCCUUCUCUGUGUUUUCCAGGGUUUUACGAGACGAGUGAGAUGGGCUCCCUGUCUGAUUCCUGCGCCUCCGUCCACAGCGAUGGGCCUGGGGGUUCCCGCUGCAGCAUUGGCUCCCUCUCCCACUUGCCCGGCCUGCGGGAGGCCACCUUCUCCCGCCCGCGCUCUACCGAUGAGGCUGCUGUCCGCCUCCUAGACCUCCAGCUGCAGCGUCUCACCUUGGCAAACGCCUCUGGCGCGGACGGCAGGAGGCCUGUGUCAACAGGUGAGGCGCGCUUGCAUGAACAGGGACUCUCAGGCUUUGCAGAUCGGCUGUGUGCUUGAGCCUCUCUCCUCUGCUCCAACCAAGUGAGGAGUUAAAAGGGAGGAAUGAGGGAGAGUACAGCAAAGAACACAGACUGGGCUGCACAUGUCUGGGGCAAGAGCGUAGCUCAGUUGUAGGGCACCUGUUUUGCAUGUGGAAGGUCCCAGGUUCAAGCCCUGGCAUCUCCAGGUAGGGCUAGAAUAAACUGAGACCACCUUUACACUGUACAGAUAGAGCAAUUUGAUACAGUCCUUUGGGGGAAUAGCUUGGCUUUCCCCCAAAGAAUUCUGGGAGCUGAAGUUUGUGAAGGGUGUAGAGAGUUGUUAGGAGGUCCCUGUUCCCCACACAGAGCUCCCUUGGAAAAUUGUUAAACCAUUCUGGGGAUUGUGGCUAUGUGAAGGGAAUAGGGAUGUGGUUGGCGCUGUGGGUUAAACUACAGAGCCUAGGACUUGCCGAUCAGAAGGUUGGCGGCACGAAUCCCCACGACGGGGUGAACUCCCGUUGCUCAGUCCCUGCUCCUGCCAACCUAGCAGUUCGAAAGCACAUCAAAGUGCAAGUAGAUAAAUAGGUACCACUCUGGCGGGAAGGAAAACGGCGUUUCUGUGCGCUGCUCUGGUUCGCCAGAAGCGGCUUAGUCAUGCUGGCCACAUGAUCCGGAAGCUGUACGCCGGCUCCCUCGGCCAAUAAAGCGAGAUGAGCGCCGCAACCCCAGAGUCGGCCACGACUGGACCUAAUGGUCAGGGGUCCCUUUACCUUUACCUUAAGAACUCUUUAAAAAAAAGACACCUCCUAGGAACUCAUGACUGUUAAAGUGGUAUAAUGGUGCUUAAAGUGUAUGGUGUGGAUGUUGUCCAUAAGACAGCUUUCCUAUGACCCCCAGUUCCAUGUGGUGAUCCUGACUUCUAUGUUCAGCUUCCUAAGAACCUUCUUCCUCCCUUUCAGUUUGAAUUGAUAAACGGGAAGUUUUUCUCUUUAUUAUUACUUCCUUUUUGAAGCAUCCUUGCCUUUAGUGGUUUAUGAAGAUCAGUAAUAAAGCAGACCCUGUUCUCAGGCUUAUAAUAACUGAAAAGACGUGACACACAAGGAAAAAGGGGAGGAGGAAAAAAAGCAAACUCAACUCAGGUGUUAAGUUUUAGUUAUGAGAUGGCACCCGUCCCCCAGGGCAACUGGACUCUGCCACCGUGAGUUGCAGAAACAGCUUUGUGCCACCAUAAAAUAUCAUCUUUUAAAUUUGUUUCACUCCGUCAGCCCCAGCCAGCAAUUCAGAUGUUGCUGAAUGACUACAGAUUCCCCAUCCCUGUUUUAUGCCCAUGUGAGUUCAAAGAAUAAUUGAACAUGGGCAAUACCCAAUACUAGGUCUUCUGAAAAUAGACCCAUUGAAAUUGAUAGGUAUGACUACGCUAAGAACAUUAAUAGCAAUGGGUCUGCAGUGAGUCUAACUUAGCUGGCUACAACCAAGUAGCUUCUGCCUGCCUUGAAUCCCUGUUAAAGACACAGUCCAUCUUUUACCUUGCCCGGCCUACGGUCGUUGGUUCCUGUUACUCAUAAGUCCCUUGUGUUCCCUUGCUUCAGGUGACCUGGAAUUCCUCUUGGGGCUCGGAGACUUGUCCCUCCCACUCCCAAAGAACCCGAGUCUCCAGCUGCUGCAGUACAAGUCGGACCUUGUCUCCCGGAACACCAACGAGAUCUACCACUACCCGAGCCCCUUGCAUGCCGUGGCUCUCCAGAGCCCCCUCUUCACCAGCAGCCUCUCCCAGAGCUCGUCUCAGGAGGAUCUGGAUGAGGGACCCCUGGAGCAGCCUGGUACCAGCUCCCCAAAGAGAGCGGCCGCAUGCUCCAAGGAGCAGCAGAGAGCCCGGUUGGACCAGUACGUGGCCAAAUUGGUGCUGCGUUACAAAUGCCGCUCAGCAGCCAGCAGGCCGGAGUCCGGAUACCUGGCGGGGAAUCAGAAGAGCUUGUCAAUGUCCUCCGUCUGCAGUUCUGUCCUGGGUGCCAGCCAGCUCCUGGCACCGGCGCCCGGGUGGAAGAUCCGGCGGCGCAUCUCUACCUGCUCGCAUCUGCGUUCUCCAGAAGGUUCCGAAGGGGCACGGGACUCGCGGGUUUUGGACAGCCAAGGGGAUUUCACUCCAUUUCUGGAGAUCCCCUCAGUCCAGGCCAGCACUACCAACCUCGUGAAGGCUACCGAGCCGUCGGUGGUGUCCCUGCCUGAUCCUCUCCCAUCGUAUCCGGAACCUUCCGUCAUCCCCUACCCAAAUAAGCAAAAUGGCGGAUCGGAGAGAGAGGUCCUGGGCUGGGUCAGCGUGGCCCGUUGUCAUGUUGUCCAGGCCGAGGCUCCCUUCAGAAAGGAGGGCUCGUUGCCACAGGCCGCUAUAAACUUUGACAGGCUGUACAAAGGCAAACAUGCCUCGCGGGAGUUGGUGAAAGCAGCCGAGAGGCAGGAGAAGCCGGCCGAGAGGAGUUGGCUGAGCCCCCGGGAACUGCUACGCAGGCUGAGCCUUCGCCGUAGGCCGUCUGCUCGCAUGGGGAGCAGGGCCCGCGCCAGCUCGGAAAUCAACGUCCACGCGGCCACAGGGCUGGGUUGCCACAGUGACCCACAAGCCAGCAGAGGCAAAGCGGUCAAGCCGAAAUGGACAUCAGUCUUGGAGAUUUCCAGCAAAGCCCCCAGCCGGCAGCGGCUGAAAGCCGGCAGCUUCCACCCGCCCCAAGUGCUGAACCGCCACCUUGCCUUUUCCUCUGACUCGCCAACAUCGUUUUGCUUCCUGGGCAGCAGCCAUCUUGACCUGCCGCCUCGGCAGCGGGCUGGACUUGCCGGCAGCAGCCUUGGAGAGGUGGACGCCACAAGCGCCGUCAGCCUGAACGGGGACUGGAUCCUCCAUCAGCUCGGGGACAGGUGGCCCCGCACUGCGGCCACGUUGGACUCUGCCGACUUGCCAGUCCGCAGCUUCAAGCUCCGCCGCAGCCGCUCCUUCAAGGAGCUCAAGAAAAUGAUGUCACGCUCCUUCAAGGGGUCCAGGACCACCAAGUGACUCCUUCCUCCCCCCCAAAAGGGCUGUAAGAUAUCUUGGGUGGGUGAGUGGAGGAGGUAAAAAGUGAAGAAGCUUCUUAAGCAUUUUUGAGGCUUCUUGAUUGACCUUCCUAGACAAGCUUCCCCAUCCCCUUGGACGACGGGGGUUGUCUCCCAAGUUUUUCCCCACACCCUUAUUGCUAGGUACAUCCUUGAAUUUGGACAUUAACUCCUUAUGCCUCAGGAUUUCUCCCUGGCCUAAACAAGAACCAAAGAUGGACAUGGAACUCCAGGUCUCCUUCGAUAAUGUUUUCAUAAGAAUGGAUUGAGGGGCCUUGAAGCUGCCAUACCUAACCCCGGUGGCGGCUGUUGCCCAUUGGGACUGAUAGGGUGGCAGGCAGGGAGCCCCACAGUAGGUGGCGCCAGAGAACCAGUGGCAGGCAGAACCAGCACAUUCUAGUUUUGUCCCCAUGCCCCCUGCUGAGUUGUAAAAGGGGCAGCGCAGAGACUGAGGAAAAUGGCAGGCAGUGCCACCCCCUGGACUGGAUGUAACAAGGCAGGCGGGUGGGGGCUGGCUAGGGGCAGACUGAGGUUAGUGGGGCAGCAUUGCCUCCGCCCUCAUGUACCAGCUUCCACUGAAACCCUUGAGUUAUGGUAGUCUCGCAGCCUAGCCAAUAUGAGUGUCAGAGAGAUUCUGUGUCUUCUACCCCCAAUGUCCUUUAAAAGUGUUGCCUUGCCUUGGGUUCCCACCCACCACAAAUAUGGUAGGGAAAGCAUGCAGAUUUCCAUAAGUAUUUCUAUUAUUAUUUUAGGAUCCAGGCCAUGCCUUAUAUCCCUGGGCAAUUACUGAGGUAUUUGAGGAGGAGGGCGCUUUUCAUGGUUCCCCGUGGCUCAGACACACGAUUCGUAUUGUGUUUGACCACCCUCUCUCCCUGUUGAACUCCCAGCGCUGAGUGACAACUUUUUCUAUUUCAGCACACAGUUUGUGAGGGGGUUCCCCAGCCCUGUGAUUCUGUGGUUAAUUUUAACUUGCUUUAUGUUCUUAUCUCUCUUGUACAACUCUUAGAAAAGGCAGCAUGUAAAUUAUUUAAAUAAAUAAAAUGUGCAGCCUGUCCUGAGGAACACACAGCCUGCCCAGCAAAGUCAUUCCCUGACCACCACCCGCUGCCGUCCUGGAUUUUUCUUCUUGGCAGUUCGAAGCAGGUGGUGAAAACCAAAGGGGCUUGGCAGGGGUCCAUCGUGUGUCCCUGGUGGGGAGGGAGCUGUGUUAACAGGUUGCAAAUCGUGCAGGCCUAACACUGAUUUUGAAGUGGUAUUAAUUUGCCUUUUUCUUCAAGGUUUUAUAUUGCCUUCCUUUUCCAGUAAGGGUAUAAUGCAGAGUUGUGGCACUUUGGAUGCCAAUGGACUCCAGUUCUCAUAUCACUACCCGAUGUGGUGUCGUGGUUGGAGUGUCGGAUUAAGACCUGGGAGAGCAGGAUUCGAAUCCCCACUCAAUCAUGGAACUCACUGGGUGAUCUUGGACCAGUCACUGCCUCAGUCAGCCUAACCUACCUCACAGGGUUGUUGUGGGGAUUCAAUGAGGAGGGGGGAGUAUCUUGUACUUGAGCUCCUUGGAGAAAAAAUUGAUAUACAGUGGUACCUCGGGUUACAGACGCUUCAGGUUACAGACUCCGCUAACCCAGAAAUAGUACCUCGGGUUAAGAACUUUGCUUCAGGAUGAGAACAGAAAUUGCGGUGCUAAAGUGGUGCUUCAGGUUAAGAACAGUUUCAGGUUAAGAGUGAACCUCCGGAACGAAUUAAGUUCUUAACCCGAGGUACCACUGUAAUGAAAUAAAUGAAAUAAGUAAGCUUUGGUUAGUUGGGCCCAGUGGUCAGGGGCCUGAAGUUCAACAAUAUCAGGCAGGCCACAGGCCCCCCCCCCUUCCUAGUGCGAGCGAACCCUGCACAGGGAAGGCCUUCAUCCCCCCCCACCCCAAUUCUUCAUUUUGGCCCCCAAAGGCUUCCAAAAGUCUUCCUAGAUAUUUCUGUCUGGUACUGCUGCCACCUUUAAAGGGAGGAGGUGGCUGUGCUCCCAUCUGCCUCUCUCACCCCCCCCCCCAACUUUAAUUAAAAUGGGUGAGUAGCCUUUGGCAAUCUGGAUGUUUCUGAACUACAGCUCCCAUCUGCCCUAGCAAAAAUGGCCAACGAAGAUGGGGAUUGUAGCUCAGCAACUUCUGGAGGGCCAAGUCUCCCCAAAGCAGACUCAAAACGAGGUAGCCUUUUUUAACGUCGUCCUUUUGUUUUUAUCCGUCUUGCUCUUUGAAACUGUGAACCUUAUUUCCCCACUACAUGUAAAUGUUAAGAUCAAGAUAGAAAAUAAAAACGAGCAUUUUGAAAUUAGGGGUCUUGCUUGGUCUUGGGAACGUGGGAUGAACGGAGUGUGCGGAGAUUUAAGGAUGUUUUCCUACUGAAGCAUUAUUACAAAGCCUUGCAGCAGCUGAGUAUAUAUGCCAGUAUGUUUUCUGUCCAUAUAUAUCUAUAACUCUUUACUGACCGUGACUGUCAUGAAGGAACCCUGUACACAGGAUAAAAAGCUCCCCUUUCAUCCUCAGGUGGUUGUAGGUCACUGGAGAGGGGUCUCUCCUGCAUAAAUAGUAGACUUUGAUACUCUUCUGCACCAUUGGAACAUUGCCCCACUGAUCUCCAGAGAAUAAUGUGCCCUUCAGACAGUGAAAGUCCCCCAUCCCUUGUAUCUAUGAUCAUACCUCACUGCGUUUUCAUAUUUGAAAUGCAACGCUUUGCAAUGCACUCUGGAGAGAGGUGUGUUCCCACCACGCACUGGGUUGUAAAAUGGAGAGGGGGAAGGGGGGGAUGCCAGAUUAUCCCUCCUAUAAUUAAUCCCUCCCCGCUCAGUGCCUAGAAGCAGGUAGGAUAUAGCAAGCUGGUUUCUCCUGCCUUCCAGGCACACAUUUUUGCCUCCUCGACGCCGGUGCUCCUGGUUAUGCCUUGAAAAGGCUGAGCGAAUUGCUGUUUACGGCGUGCCUCCUGGCACCGCGCAGCUAAUAAUAGUAAUUAAGGAGGCUGCAAGACGGUGGGGGAUGGGGUUCGGCAAGCCAGAGCUUGUUGUCUGGUCCUGCCGCAGCCUUCCAGCCCAGAACGUGCAUUUUCCAGCAACAGAAAACCCCUGUCAAAUAGCUUGAGUGGCUCAAAGCAGUUUGCAUGCAUUGUCUCAGUAAUCCUUAACCAGCACCCUGAAAGUAAUAUUAUUCCCCCCAUAAUGCAGAUACGGAAGACUGAGGCUGAGUGUGAGUGACUCGUCUAUGGACACGUAGUGAGUCAGUGGCAGAGGUGAAAUUUCAGCUACUGAUUUAUUGAUUGUGUGACCGCAGAAACGGAUAAAAGCCCCCCUCCCAACAAUGACUAUCAUCAGUGCAGGGAAGAAAAUAAUUAAAUUUUCAUUUUUAUCAUCUACAAUACUGUCUUAUUUAUUUUAUAGUACAGUACAUUGAUAAUUGCUUUAAUUAUAUGGAUCAAUGGUCUCGUUAGAUAGUAAAAUUCAUGUUAAACUGCUGUUUUAGGGGUUGUUUUUUUAAAGUCUGGAACGGAUUAAUUCAUUUUGCAUUAUUUUCUAUGGAAAAGCAUGCCUUGGUUUUGGAACGGACUUCCGGAAUGGAUUAAGUUUGAGAACCAAGGUACCACUGUAGUUAGUUCAGGCACGUGGGUUCUUGUUUUGGUCUCUUGCCUUUUAUAACUAACCCCUUUACCCCCACCCAACACUACCAGAUCCACAGUUGUGGCUGGAUAGAGGCAGUGGCAGACAAAACAGGGUGGCUGAGGGGCAGAGCAGAUUACUCCCUGCUGUAUAAGCUAUAAGCCAUACACCUCGUGACCCCCAAACACAAAGAAAAGUCUACAUCUGAGCGACUGAUUUAUUGCAUCUUUUACACGGUUCUUCUCUCGCUCAUUUAAUCCCUGCACAACAACCCUGUGAGGUAGGUUAGGCUAAGAACUAACCACUACACCACACUGCCUUUUGACUACCCACUGACUAGUUUGGUGGUUCUAACAAGCCCAGUUUAGAAAACAAACAUGCUUUUUGCUACUGCAAUUUACGCUGUGUACACACUACGUUUAAAUCGUACACACCCAGAGCAGACUAGGAACUAUUUCGCGAAGACUGCUGGGAAUUGUAGCUCUGUGAGGGGUAAACUACAGUUCCCAGAGGGUUUUUUUGGGGGGUGGGGAGAUGUAUGGUGUGUACACAGCCAUAGUUAAACAUUUAGGAAGCAGAAACCUCUGACCAAUAAUCUAUUAAUCUCCCAGGAGAUCCUGCUCAAUCUUCUGCCUGCCUUCGAUUUAGUUCAUUGUUAUAUUUUUGUCACGUACUGUAUAUGAGGAGACAGAAGGCAUUUGGUUCUGCCCCCCUGGCCUAAAAUGUCAUACCCAGGCCUCCUUAAGUCAGCUAUUUUAAUCAAUGGAAUUUGUUAAUAAGAAGCCCGUAUCUGCUUAGGAAUGUCUUCAGUCAUUAUUCAGGGUCUUAAGCAGUGUUUAAUCCCCCAGGAAAAGGGAUUGAUUGUUAAACCACUGUGAGAAUUAUAGCUCUGUAAAAGGAGCAGGGGUCUUCUAACAGCUCUCAGUACCCUUAACAAACCACAUCUUCCAGGUUUCAUUGUGGGGUGUGUGUGUGAGGGUUGCUAUAUUUCAAAAAGUGAAAAUCUGGACACAAAAGUUGUUGAGCUUUUAUUGGCAAAGUUGUUGAGCUUUUCUCACUGUUCUCCCCAGUUGCCUUAAUAAAAUUUUAUUUUAAUAAAAUUAUAAUCGUGGAGAUCUGUGCAUAACAGUUUAUCUGCUGCAUCUUGGCAAAAACAGCCAAAUACUGCUGAGCAGUACACACCCUGAGCCAAUCACAUACAUACGUACAUACAUAAUUUUAUUUAUAUGCCGCCUUUCAAACAAUGCUGAAGGUGCUUUCAACAUGAAAAAAUGUAGAACAAUGACAUAGCAAAGUAGGCAUAAUGCAUACGCUCCACCAUCCUGCUGACCAUAAUCUCUCAUGUUUUUAAAUACGUUACAUGUUUUUAAAUAUGUUUUAAUUACUUUGUCGCUUUUGUGUUUGCUGCCUUGGGUUUGAAGAGGAACAGGGGGUUAAAUAAAUAAACUUUGGGCCCUCUUCAAUUACCAUAUUUCUCCGUCUACUGUAUAAGACACCCACAUGUAUAAGACGACCCUAUUUUUGGGGACUCCGAUUUAAGAAAAUGGGGGAAGAUGACCCCCGUAUAUAAGAUGCCCCCAAAUUUUUGACAUUAUUUUUUAGGGAGAAAAACCAGGCUUAUACAGUACACGGAAAAAUCAGUACCUCUCUGGGGGCACACUCAGGACUGUGUCAUGGAAGUUUCCUUCCUUUCAGGAGUUAAUUUCCUCUCACUUGUUUGCCUCUGACCAGGCCGCCUUUGGUUGCUGACCUGUCAGCAAAUAUUGCCACCGUGUGGACUAGCAGCUUUCUUUGGCGAUUAAAACAACCGCCCCGCAACAGUUAUCUUCUAGAAGCCAAAUUUCUGUUUGGUUCAAUGCUACCACACCCACAAUGUACACAUGUGCCGCGCACACAUUCCGCUGCGGUUGCUACCAAGUCACAAAGGUACUAUGGACACAGAGGCCCAUGGGCCCCCCCACCCGCAGCGACCCCCACCCACAAAAAGAAAAACUUGCUGAUGUCUUGUUUGCCAGAGGCAAGGUCACAAACGGCAGCUGAGAAAAGCAAACAGCCCCCUUUCCCAGCUGCUGACACACACACACACACGUAUUUGUUUAAGAGACCGGAGGAGACAUGCAUGGCAGCAAUGAAGGAUGUUUGCUGGGAUGUCACAGCUGGAGAACCGGGAAGAAAGCAGAAAUGACAAAAUCGAUAAAAGGCAGGAGUUCUGACUUUGUACAAGUGCCAACAUGGCUCAGAAUUAGAAGCCUCUUGGAUUAGGUCCCCACCAUUUUCCUUCCCCAACCCUACUAUGAACCUGUAGAGUGGCGGUUGCUUUAAUCCUCACUCGGGACAUCCUUUUUUACCCUGUAUUCACGAUCAUUUUGGCAUUUUGUGUUGUCAGGGCAGCUACACAUGACCCCACUUUCAAAAGUUUCAGGGAGGACAAACUGCUUUAUUUUCCCAGUUGGUUCGGGUCCCAUAACUUCCUUCUGAAAUCCUGUAACUUGCUAUACCACACAUAUUCCCAUUUAUUUUUACCCGUCCCUCUUUUCUUGCGCUGUGGCACAGGACUGCCCCCUCCAGACGGCAAUAAUGUGGUAACCGUUGAGGAAGCCUCGCAGAACUACUAAUAAAACAAGGGUUUUUGCCUGUCUGGUGCAAAUCUACCAGGAAGGUACUAUACUGAAUCAGUCACAUAUUCAGAGCUGCCAACUUGAAUAAAACAGGGGGAGUCCAGGUAAGCGAUACCCAUCAACUUUGUGGGGGCCCAGUCCCUUAAAAUACUUUUUGGGGGGUGUGAAGGGACGUCAGCCACUUGCAGAAUAUACUGGCAAACUCACACACAUACACCAGCCUGGAGGGAGGGGUUCUUAGUUACUGGGUGGGAUUUUUGAGCAUGGAUCUCCCCUCCUAGCACGCUGAGGCCACAGUCACAACAUACAUUGAAAGUGCAUCCCCCCCCCAAAAAAAAUAAUUCUGGGAGCUAUAGUUUGUUAUGGGUGCAGAGAGCUGUUAGGAUAUUCCAUUAUUCUCACAAGCUUACAAUACCCAGUUAGCAAUCGAUCCCCCUUCCCAGGGAACUCAGAGAAUUGUAGCACUGUAAUAGGGGUCACCUAACAACUCUCAGCACCCACAACUACAGCUCCCAGAAUUAUUGGGGGUAGCCAUGACAGUUUAAAGUUUCUGAGCAUAAUUCAAAGUGUUGGUGCUGACCUUUAAAGCUCUAAAACGGCCUUGGCCCAGUAUACCUGAAGGAGCAUCUCCACCCCCAUCUUUCUGCCCAGACACCGAGGUCCAGCUCUGAGGGCCUUCUGGUGGUUCCCUCACUGCGAGAAGUGAGGUUACAGGGAGCCACUGAGAGGGCCUUCUUGGUAGUGGUGCCCGCCCUGUGGAACUCCCUCCCAUCAGAUGUCAAGGAGAUAAAGAACUACAUCUGAAGGCAGCCCUGUAUAGGGAAGUUUUUAAUGUUUGAUCUUUUAUUAAUUAUUAUUAUUACUACUACUACUACUACUACUGUGGUACCUCGGGUUAAGAACUUAAUUUGUUCCAGAGGUCCGUUCUUAACCUGAAACGGUUCUUAACCUGAGGCGUGCUUUUGCUAAUGGGGCCUCCCACUGGUGUGCAAUUUCUGUUCUUAUCCUGGGGCAAAGUUCUUAACCUGAAGCAACCACUUCCUGGUUAGCGGAGUUUGUAACCUGAAGCGUCUGUAACCCGAGGUACCACUGUAUUACUACAGUCACACCUCGGGUUACGAACGCUGCAGGUUGCAUGUUUUUGGGUUGUGGACUGCGCCGAACCCGGAAGUACCGGAAUGGGUUACUUACGGGUUUAGGUGCCUGCUCAGAAGCGCAAAAUGACAUCACGCGCAUGCGCAGAAGCGCCGAAUCGCAUCACGCACGUGCGCAGACGGGCACUUCAGGCUGCGAACGCUGCGGGUUGCAAACGUGCCUCCCGCACGGAUCACAUUCGCAACCCAAGGUAUGAUUGUAUUAUUCUGUUGAGAGCUGCCCAGAGUGGCUGGGGAAACCCAGCCAGAUGGGCGGGGUAUUGAUAAUAAAUUAUUACAGUGGUACCUUGGGUUACAGGCGCUUCAGGUUACAGACUCCGCUAACCCAGAAAUAGUACCUCGGGUUAAGAACUUUGCUUCAGGAUGAGAACAGAAAUCGUGUGGCGGCGGUAGCGGGAGGCCCCAUUAGCUAAAGUGGUGCUUCAGGUUAAGAACAGUUUUAGGUUAAGUAGGGACCUCCGGAAAGAAUUAAGUUCUUACCCCGAGGUACCACUGUAUUAUAUGGUAUCAGAGAGCUUUAAAUGUAUGGUGGGAACGUGGCCUUGAUCCCAGCGCCACGAUGCUCCCUUUGUGCCAGUAGCUGCCUGUGCCUUGCAGAUUCAGACCCAG
Molecule: messenger RNA, 25912 nt
Organism: Podarcis lilfordi (Lilford's wall lizard)
Lineage: Eukaryota; Metazoa; Chordata; Lepidosauria; Squamata; Lacertidae
Source: the annotation of a GenBank genome assembly